Sinocyclocheilus grahami is the source of this 1308-nucleotide messenger RNA. RefSeq names its product potassium channel subfamily K member 12-like. The coding region runs from base 1 to 1308 and encodes 435 amino acids. Gene Ontology annotation, cellular component: plasma membrane. Gene Ontology annotation, biological process: potassium ion transmembrane transport; stabilization of membrane potential. The transcript has 5 exons. Gene Ontology annotation, molecular function: outward rectifier potassium channel activity; potassium ion leak channel activity. Lineage: Eukaryota; Metazoa; Chordata; Actinopteri; Cypriniformes; Cyprinidae. The record is from RefSeq and is a predicted model, not a curated record.
AUGCUGGAUCUGAACAGCAGUGCGGCUUCAACUCAAAGGGAAGGAGGGACACUCUGUCGGAGAGCCCUCGCUGCUGAGGGGGAUCACGGUGCUAAGGAGAUCGUGGAACAAUUGGAGAGACCGCUGGUGGCUGCCCGAGGUGGUGGUGCUGGAACUAUGGAAGACGAGUCUCCAGAGAGCCAGUCUGAAGUGUCGGCUCUGAAACAGCACAGAAUCGAUGGUUCAGGGCUUGAGGUAACUGAGAUUUUGAAACCUCAGUGUCCUCUUAAUAAGAGCAUCUCAGCGGCAGGCCAGUGGAAAAACGAGCAGGAGCACUGCUUGAUCGUGCCAUGUGGUUUUAUGCCAGAGCGAAUGGGCUGUUUUCAGGAGAGCCUGUUGUGCAUUACCAUCAGCCACAUGGGCGCUCUUCUGCUCGGAUUCGGGAUGACCACCCCUGUGACAGUAGCUGGAAAGGUUUUCUUGAUCUUCUACGGUCUGUUGGGUUGUGCGGCCACCAUCCUGUUCUUCAACCUCUUUCUGGAGCGCAUCAUUACCCUGCUGGCCGUGGUGAUGAAAGCCGUGCGUCUGCGGCGUCUACGGACCAGCGGCCUCCUCCCGCCGGGGAUCUGCCAGGACUUCGCGGCGAGUACGUUGCCCGGUUGGAAACCCUCGGUGUACCACGUGAUGCUCAUUCUGGGUUUGUCGGCCAUCGUGAUCUCCUGCUGCGCGUCGGCCAUGUACACUCCAGUCGAAGGCUGGGCGUAUCUGGACUCGCUGUAUUUUUGCUUCGUCACCUUCAGCACCAUUGGUUUCGGAGAUUUGGUGAGCAGCCAAAACGCUGCGUACGGCUACCAAGGACUUUACCGUUUGGCCAACUUCCUCUUCAUCUUGACUGGAGUAUGUUGCAUCUACUCGCUCUUCAACGUCAUCUCCAUCGUCAUCAAGCAGGUCCUCAAUUGGAUGUUGGAGAAAAUGAGCUGCAUGUGUUGCCAGCGCUGCAACAAAGCCAAUGCUUUCUUGGGACGCCGCAACGCCAUCAGGCCCGGCUCGCGCCUCAGACGCGGACGCUUCGGCCGAACGCCAGACUCGGACAGGCCUUGCGAUAGUGACACUGAAGGACGCAGGCUCUCGGGCGAGAUGAUCUCCAUGCGGGACUUGACAGGAUCCAAUAAAAUCUCGCUGGCCAUCAUGCAGAAACAGCUGUCGGAGUCAGCGAAUGGAUAUCCCAGAACGGUGUGCGGAAGCUCACGGCAGAACGGUUUUUCCGGCGGCGUCGGUGCUUUGGGCAUCAUGAACAACCGAUUAGCAGAAACCAGUGACUCUAGGUAG